UGUAAUUGUCCUAUCCAUUCGCCAUGACGUCGGAUCAGGCCGGAAAGCAGUAUGCGCCCUUUACCCAGCUCCCGCCUCUAGCUGGGCUGGGAGGCACUGACGCCUCAGCCAUCCAACUGCCGGCGACUCCCGCGGAUGUGAAGUCCUCGGUGCAGCAGGAAGUGGAGCCUCUCUUCCAGAUGGCACGCAAGGUGAUCGAGGACCAUGAUCGCUGGAUCUCCGCUGCGCAAGACGAGGAGGUGAACCGCAAGGAGCGCCAGGAGCUACUCCGUGUGGCCGCAGAGAUCCCGCAAGACACCCAGGUGACGAUGCAUUUUCAGCUGCCCACAGGGUCGAAGGUCACGGAGAAGAUGCAGCCGACGCAGACCAGCUACGAAAUCUACACAAAGGCAUUUCAGCUUUUGCAGCAGGAGAGAGAGUUCAGAAUCAAGGUCGAGGGGGCCGAGGGCGAACACUUCUCCAAGGACGUGAAUGAGGCCAAUUUCCACUUGAGUCUCGAGAGUCUAGGAUUGAAGCCGGGCUGUAGCUACACGGUGAUCGUUUCUUGAGUUCGGGUUGGCUCGGAGACCAUCUUCCAGAGGCGAAAAGAUCACCAGGGAUGACCGUGGCACAUAUCUCCCUGGUGAUCGUUUGAGGUUAGCU
Messenger RNA from Cladocopium goreaui, 642 nucleotides. Lineage: Eukaryota; Dinophyceae; Suessiales; Symbiodiniaceae. The record is from the annotation of a GenBank genome assembly.